AUGGCAAAUGACCCUGAAACCAACUUUGAUGAGCUUCGAUGGGUGACUCAAAUACGUGAGACCCUUAAUGAAAAGUUUGAGGAUUAUGGUGAAUUCCCCGUGUCCAUCUUCAAUGUGCCUAAACUCCUUAUGACUAGUGAUCCAGAUUCUUAUAUCCCUCAGCAGAUUGCCAUAGGACCUUAUAACUAUUGGCGACAAGAACUCUAUGAGAUGGAAAGAUAUAAGCUUGCAGCAGCAAGAAGAUUGCAAAAACAACUACAAAGCCUCAAGUUAGAACAUAUAGUUGACCAAUUGAUAAGGUUAGAACAUAGGAUUAGAGCAUGUUACCACAAGUACUUAAAUUUUAAUGGUGAAACAUUGGCAUGGAUGAUGGCUAUUGAUGCCUCAUUUUUGCUUGAGUUCCUUCAUGUUUACACCAUUCAAGAUGAAACAAUAAUGCCAGGAGUUUCCUCGAGGAUGUCUCACUUGGUGGAUUAUACAGGGAGGAAAGUAGCUCAUAAUGCAAUCUUGAAGGACACAGUAAUGCUUGAAAAUCAAAUCCCAUUAUUUGUGUUGAGAAAGAUGUUGGAGUUCAAAUUCUCAUCACUAGAAUUAGCAGAUGACAUGCUGUUUUCUAUGUUAAUAGGAUUGUUCAAAGAACUGUCUCCUUUCAAGGUCAUAGAGGAGUAUCCAGAGAUCAUUGUCUCAGAGUGUGCUCAUCUGCUAGAUUUUUUGUAUGCCAUGAUGGUGCCUAAAUUGGAAGAACAAUCAACUCUAAUCGAAUUUGUGGAUCAACAUAAAAAUAAGGAAGAAAAUGAAAAAUUAUUCAUGAACUAUGUCAAGCGAUUCCUGUGUGAGGUUAGGAGGUUGCUUUCAAAAUUGUCUACCGCAUUGACAAGCUUAAGUAAGAAGGUCCUACAAUUUAGAGCCAUGAAGGUUAUCAUUAGCAUGCCUUGGACAAUCAUUUCUAACCUUCCUGGAGUAGGGAUUAUAAAGCAACCCUUUGAGUACUUGUUUUUCUCUCAAGAAAAAGAAGCAUCCAAAGCAGAAAAUGGGAGUUUAAGCUCAGAUAAUGUUACCAACAAACCACCCUUAAUGGAGGAAAUCGCUAUUCCUUCAGUUGCAGAACUCUCAAAGUCUGGCGUUAGUUUUAUGGCCACUAAUGGUGACAUAUCAACUAUCACAUUUGAUGUAAAAAAUGCAACACUGUAUCUUCCAACAAUUAGUUUAGAUGUAGACAGCGAGGUGUUGUUGAGAAAUUUGGUUGCUUAUGAAGCAUCAACUGUAUCAGGGCCAUUGAUUUUCACCCGUUACACUGAAUUGAUGAAUGGGAUCAUAGACUCUGAGGAAGAUGCAAAGAUUCUUAGAGAAAAAGGGGUUAUUUUGAACCACUUAAAGAGUGAUGAAGAGGUGGCUAACUUGUGGAAUGGGAUGAGCAAGUCCAUUAAAUUGACAAGGGUGCCAUUCUUGGAUAAAGUCAUUGAAGAUGUUAACCAGCAUUAUAAUGGUAGAAUGAGUAUCAAAGUCUGGAUAUUUAUGAAGGUUUACGUGUUUGCUUCAUGGCAAAUUCUGACAUUCCUUGCUGCCAUUUUUAUCUUGUUCUUGAUGUCCUUGCAAGUCUUUUGCUCUUUCUAUAAAUGCAGUCGCAGAAGUCUUGUCAAUAUGACUAAACGAACCACUUGA
Abrus precatorius (Indian licorice) is the source of this 1662-nucleotide messenger RNA. Its product is annotated as putative UPF0481 protein At3g02645. NCBI's taxonomy places the organism in Eukaryota, Viridiplantae, Streptophyta, Magnoliopsida, Fabales, Fabaceae. The record is from RefSeq and is a predicted model, not a curated record. The transcript has a single exon. Bases 1 to 1662 code for a protein of 553 amino acids.